Paramisgurnus dabryanus is the source of this 1179-nucleotide messenger RNA. RefSeq lists its product as uncharacterized. Gene Ontology annotation, biological process: regulation of DNA-templated transcription. Lineage: Eukaryota; Metazoa; Chordata; Actinopteri; Cypriniformes; Cobitidae. The record is from RefSeq and is a predicted model, not a curated record. Gene Ontology annotation, molecular function: RNA polymerase II cis-regulatory region sequence-specific DNA binding; DNA-binding transcription factor activity, RNA polymerase II-specific.
AUGGCAGAAAUAUCUUCUGGUUGUUUGCAGAUGAAAAACACUUUCUGUCCAAAAAGAAAGCAAAGAACAGAAGACAGCAAAUCUUUUACUUGCCCUCACUGUGAAAAGGAAUUUAAAAGAAAAGCACGUCUUGUGGAGCACAUAAAAAUUCACUCUGGAGAGUCCCCAAACACAUGUCUUCAGUGUGGAAAGAGUUUCACUCAAAAAAAUGGUCUUAAGAUCCACAUGAGAAUUCACACUGGAGAGCACCUAUACCCAUGUACUCAGUGUGGAAAGAAUUUCACUCGAAAAUGUAAUCAUGAUGCCCACAUGAGAAUUCACACUGGAGAGCGCCCAUACAAAUGCACUCAGUGUGAAAGGGGUUUUACAAUGAAAGCACAUUUUAUAAUUCACAUGAGAGUUCACACAGGAGAGCGCCCAUUCACAUGUACUCAAUGUAAAAAAUGUUUUAUUGAUAAAUCAAUUCUCAGGGUGCACAUGAGAGUUCACACUGGAGAGCUCCCAUACCCAUGUCUUCAGUGUGGAAAGAGUUUAAGUAGGAAAGAUAAACUUGCAGAUCACAUGAAGGUUCACACUGGAGAGCGCCCAUACAUGUGUCUUCAGUGUGGAAAGUGUUUCACUAAGAAAGAUAAACUUGCAGAUCACAUGAACAUUCACACUGGAGAGCGCCCACACAUGUGUCUGCAGUGUGGAAAGUGUUUCACUCAAAAAACUAAUCUUGAUGCCCACAUGAAAAUUCACAGUGGAGAGCGGGCAUACCCAUGUCCUGAGUGUGAAAAGAGUUUCGUUACGAAAGUGUAUCUAAAGAAGCACAUGAGAGUUCACACUGUAGAGGGUCCGUACACGUGUCUCCAGUGUGAAAAGAGAUUCACUCGAAAACCUAGUCUUGAUGCCCACAUGAAAAUUCACACUGGAGUGUGCCCAUACAUGUGUCUCCAGUGUGGAAAGAGUUUCACUCAAAAACCUAGUCUUGAUGCCCACAUGAAGAUUCACACUGGAGAGCGUCCGUUCCCAUGUCUUCAGUGUGAAAAGAGUUUCAUAGCGAAAGGAUGUCUUAAGAAGCACAUGAGAGUUCACACUGGAGAGCGCCCGUACAUCUGUCUCCAGUGUGGAAAGAGUUUCAGUCGAAAAUAUAGUCUUAAUGUCCACAUGAGAGUUCACACUGGAGAUGAGAAAUAA